UAGAGUAGCCUAAAGGUUAAUUGGGCAGGUGAACAGGUCAGGAACACGAGAAGUAAGCGACUGGCUGCGAGAAAAUUUGAUCCGCGGACAGCUUGGAAACUCAAGCAUCAGUCGGCGCAUCCCCUCCGGUGUAUAUAAGACCGAGCCAGCUGUCACAUAGCACCACAAAGCCUUAUCUGCUGCUGAUUUGGACUUGGACGGAGAGGAAACCGAGCCAACAGCGGACCAACAUGUCACUCACCUCCAUCCUUUCAGCUGAGGCCAUUGAAAAUGCUGUCAAGGACUGCCAAGCUCCGGACUCAUUCUGCUACAAAAAGUUCUUCCAGCUGUGUGGCCUGUCCUCAAAGACGCCCAAGGAAAUCCAAGAUGUCUUCCAGAUCCUCGAUGAGGACAACAGCGGCUUCAUCGAGGAGUCUGAGCUCAAGUACUUCCUGCAGCGGUUUGUCCCCGGGGCGCGGACAUUGACUGAGGCAGAAACCAAGAGCUUCAUCUCAGCAGCUGAUGAUGACAGUGAUGGCAGAAUUGGAGUAGAGGAAUUCCAGAUGAUGGUCCUGUCCUGAGGUUUACAGAUGAAAAGAUCUCAAGUCUUCAGGUCUUCAGACCUCUCCUGACCUCUGGAGGCUCCUGAUCCCAUCUUCCAUUCCCAGUGAUUUCUUUUGUUUUCUACUAAAUUCUCUGUGUGCUAAGUGUUUUUAAAUGACAAUUUGUCCAUUUAAAGACUUAACAGACCUUUACUUUGUCUUUUCCAUUGUGUUGGUCCUUGUUUUUCUUUUCU
Micropterus dolomieu (smallmouth bass) is the source of this 775-nucleotide messenger RNA. RefSeq names its product parvalbumin 9 (gene pvalb9). NCBI's taxonomy places the organism in Eukaryota, Metazoa, Chordata, Actinopteri, Centrarchiformes, Centrarchidae. Gene Ontology annotation, molecular function: calcium ion binding. Gene Ontology annotation, cellular component: cytoplasm; nucleus. Bases 231 to 560 code for a protein of 109 amino acids. The record is from RefSeq and is a predicted model, not a curated record. The transcript is spliced from 5 exons.